AAAAAAAACACAAGUUAAUAAUGUCCGAAAUCAAAGAAUUCGAAAGUGUUGACGGUGCUCUCAGGCAGCUACCCAAGGAGGAUUACGAUAGAGUCAGAAAAAUUCUAUACGGAAAUGAAACACAUGAAAUCGAAGUAUCAGAAGAAUCCAAAGAGUUGGCGUCGAAAUACAACAUAGAAUUGGUGGCAUGCGGCUUCAACUGCAAAGACGAGCAACUGAGGAGUCCCAAAGUGAUUCGCGUUGGGCUUUUCCAACACAAAUUGGUGCCUUUUCCCACUUCCACUCCUAUCCAAGAAAUGAAAUACGCUCUUUUCAAGUUCGCCAAUAAGGCUGUACGCAUAGCAGCCAGAGGAGGCGUUAACAUCUUUUGCUUUCCAGAAACCUGGAAUAUGCCAUACGCCUUUUGUACUCGAGAAAAGACACCUUGGUGCGAAUAUGCUGAAAGUGCUCAAUUCGGACCAACGACAAAAAUGUUACAAGAGUUAGCUCAGAUUCACAAUAUGGUCAUAAUAUCUCCAAUUUUGGAACGCGAUGAAAUUCAUAACGAUUCAAUUUGGAAUACGGCUGUAGUAAUUGAUAAUCAUGGUGACUAUUUAGGGAAGCAACGAAAGAAUCAUAUUCCCAGAGCUGGAGAUAUAAACGAAGCCAUUUACUGUUCGGAAGGUAAUUCAGGCCAUCCAGUUUUCGAGACUGAAUUCGGGAAAAUUGGGGUUUGCUACAGCCGUCAUCAUCCAGUUAAUUCCUUAAUUUUUGGACUAAAUGGUGCAGAGAUUGUGUUCAAUCCAGCUGCAGCUGGCGGCGCUGCAAACGAACCGCUAUGGCCAAUCGAAUCUAGAAGCGCAGCUGUUGCUAACGGAUUUUUUACUUGCGCCGUCAAUAGAGUGGGAACGGAAAUAUUCGAAAACGACUUCACUUCAGGUGACGGAAAGGCUCCUCAUAGAGAAAGCGACUACUAUUUCGGCUCUAGUUACGUAACAGCGCCUAAUGGCACUCGAUCACCUGGUCUUUCUCGAACCAAAAAUGGUCUUCUAAUAGCCGAGAUGGAUUUGAACCUUUGCCGACAAGUGAAAGACCAAUGGGGAUUUCAGAUGUCUCAAAGGUUGGAUCUCUAUGCGGAAUUGCUGUCCAGAGCUACAAGAUCGGAGUUCACACCUCAAAUUAUAAGGAAAGCGUGC
Molecule: messenger RNA, 1175 nt
Organism: Psylliodes chrysocephalus
Lineage: Eukaryota; Metazoa; Arthropoda; Insecta; Coleoptera; Chrysomelidae
Source: the annotation of a GenBank genome assembly